CGUUUGGACCAGUAUGCAAACGUUCUUUAAAAAUUAAGUAAUAUUAUAAAAAAUUUAAAACAAUGAGUGCUGACGCUGCCUCUUUACCUUGUCCGAUAUGUUCGCAUACUGGAGUGUUCGAUUCUGUGCAAUCACUGAGAGAUAGAUUAAUAUCUGUAUCUACCAAUACUAUAUUGUGCCCAGUUUGUCAAGAAGAAGUAUCUGGUUUAGAUAAACUUACUAUUCAUUUAUUUAGUCAUGUGAAAAUAGUACCUAAAAAUGGAAAUAUAAAAACUGAUGAUUCAAAGGAUUCAAGAAGCAAAUCGAAGUCGGAGAACCAGACUGUGGUUAAGUUGCAGCAAAAAAAAUCAAAACCACCGACGGCUAAAAAUAAAACGACAGCUGCGCCAAAUACGCCAGUUAAAUUUGUAAAGAUAUAUCCAAAGCUACCGGUAAUAUCGUUAAAUACGGUGCCUGUUAUAGAUAUAUCGCGCAAUCAGCCAUUAGAAGAAUGUGUGCAAGCUGGCAAUCCUAUUUAUGUACCGACUGUAAAAACAGAAGUAUCGUUUACACAAACAAACACUACAUGCAACGUCUGCGGACUGCAGUUCGUUGAUGCUAAUAUUUUGAGAAUGCACAGAUGUUUAAUUCAUAAUAUUGAUGAAAACUCUAAUAUAAAUUCAACCCGUUAUCAUUGUCACAUAUGCCCUAAAAACUUUAAGAUGAGGGGUUCUCUAAUGGUUCACUUAAGAGUUGCUCACUUUGGGUUUUCUUCAACGGAAGGUGGCUCCGAAUCAAAUUCAGAUAGGAACUAUGAAGGAAAAAAUGUUAAUCAACCUGCAGACGAUAAGCCAGUCAACCCUGAGAGAAUUGAUAAUAAACAGUGGCAAUGUGAUGUUUGUCGAAAAUGUUUUACGACGAAGUACUUCCUGAAGAAACAUAAACGAUUGCAUACAGGCGAGACUCCGUAUGCGUGUACGCAAUGCAACAAGACGUUUACCUUUCAACAAUCGUAUCAUAAACAUCUCUUGUAUCAUAACGAUGAGAAGCCCCAUACGUGCAGUUAUUGUGGCCGCGCUUUCAAAGAGCUGUCAACCCUGCAUAACCACCAACGCAUUCACACAGGAGAGAAACCUUUCUCUUGUGAAACAUGCGGUAAAUGUUUCCGUCAGCGAGUUUCAUACUUAGUUCACCGGAGAAUUCAUACUGGGGUCAUGCCCUAUAAAUGCACAGCAUGCGAGAAAAGCUUUCGCUAUAAAGUGUCACAGAGGACACACAAAUGUCAGGCUCAACCACCGGGAACAGUUGUACGACAAACAGGAGACCUUGUUGAAAAAUUGAAGAAGAAACAUACUGAUACAAGUGAAUUGCUGGAUGACUGUAACCAAAAUUCAAAUAAUUAUAAAACAGUUGAAGUAAUUUCUUCAGCAUUUCCGGAAGUAUCUGAAGCAAAUGCAGAGUUAGCUCUUAGAGGAGCUAAAUUAUCAUUGGAAGAUAUGGAAUCAGAAAAUUUUUCCUUGAUUGCAGAAGCUUUUAAUGAAAAUAAUCAACAUCCAAGUACCAGUUAUGGAACAGAAAUUAGAAAUGACGUAUCAGCAGUAGCAGAUAAUGAACUAUUUCAAUCAAAUAUUGACGAAUUUAUAGAUACGAUUCCAACUGCAGACAAAAGUGUGCCAUCGCCAUCGGAAAUAUUGAAGAACUUGUGUCUUUCUAAAGAUGAAGACUAUAUUGGAAUUUUACAGAAUGUAGAUGACACAAAAAGUUACAAUAAUAAAGAAUUUGAUGUAUUUUAUAACGGGUUAUAAAAAUAAA
Messenger RNA from Pectinophora gossypiella (pink bollworm), 1791 nucleotides. Its product is annotated as zinc finger protein 260. The record is from RefSeq and is a predicted model, not a curated record. Gene Ontology annotation, cellular component: chromosome. Lineage: Eukaryota; Metazoa; Arthropoda; Insecta; Lepidoptera; Gelechiidae. Gene Ontology annotation, molecular function: chromatin insulator sequence binding. The transcript has 3 exons. Bases 63 to 1784 code for a protein of 573 amino acids. Gene Ontology annotation, biological process: regulation of transcription by RNA polymerase II.